CUCCAGGGGGUGAUGGGAAUCCUCGCAUUCCUACCCCUCCUUGCCACUGAGAGUGACAGGGCUGACGGCAAGCCCUCCCAGCCUGUGGGCCACAUGCUACUGUGGACAGCUGUGCUAUUCCUGACUUCUGUUGCUGGGACAUCUGCUGCUCUCCCGAAGGCUGUGGUGAAACUCGAGCCCCCGUGGACCCAUGUGCUCCAGGAGGACUACGUGACUCUGAGGUGCCAGGGGGCCCACACCCCUGGGAACAACUCCGCCCAGUGGUUCCACAAUGGGAGCUCCAUCCCCACCCAGGUCCAGGCCAGCUACAGAUUUAAGGCCAAGAGAGAUGACAGCGGGGAGUACAGGUGCCAGACAGGCCAGACCAGCCUCAGCGACCCUGUGCAUCUGGGCGUGCUUUCCGACUGGCUGCUGCUCCAGACUCCUCAUCUGGUGCUCCAGGAGGGGGAAACCAUCAUGCUGAGGUGCCACAGCUGGAAAAACAUGCCUCUCUACAAGAUCAAUUUCUACCACAAUGGAAAAUCCAUAAAGUUUUCCCAUUACAAUUACAACUUCUCCAUCCCACAAGCAAACCACAGUCAGAGUGGUAGUUACUACUGCAAAGGCCUUAUAGGAAGGUCAGAGCACUCAUCACAGUCUGUGACCAUCACUGUCCAAGAGCCCAACUCUACCAACUCUUUACCACUGGAGGCCAUUGUGGCUGUGGUCACUGGGAUUGCCGUAGUGGCCAUUGUUGCUGCCAUAGGAGUUUUGACCUACCUCAGGAAAAGGCGAAUUUCAGCUCUCCCAGGAAACCCUGAGCACAGGGAAAUGGGAGAGACCCUCCCUGAGGAACCAGCCAAUCCCACUGAUCCUGGGGAGGCUCCCAACCUUCAGGCUGAGAAUACAAUCACCUAUUCACUUCUCAAGCACCCGGAAGCUCCAGAGGAAGAAACAUAGCACUUUUAUCAGUAACGUAUUUAGUCUCCAUUGUCUCGCCUUGCGAUUUGGGGAAGAGAAUCAGAGAGGCAGAAGACCUGGUGUUUCCCAGCUUAAAUUCCCCUUGGGGAGAAGAAGGGAAUGCUGCAGUUCCAAAGAAAAAGGACUCUUCCAGAGUUACCCAUGUGAGUCCUGAAGCUCCCUGUUCUGAAAGCCAUAGACAGUAUAGUCCUGGAUGACUGACUAUAUUCACUCCUGUGCCUCAGCACUUCUCGACAUCAGGACUCCUCUGUUAUACAUCAACACUGCUAAUAAAAUUAAUGAAG
Molecule: messenger RNA, 1244 nt
Organism: Cynocephalus volans (Philippine flying lemur)
Lineage: Eukaryota; Metazoa; Chordata; Mammalia; Dermoptera; Cynocephalidae
Gene: FCGR2B
Product: Fc gamma receptor IIb
Exons: 8
Coding region: 13-939 (308 amino acids)
Biological process (GO): cell surface receptor signaling pathway; regulation of immune response
Cellular component (GO): plasma membrane
Molecular function (GO): transmembrane signaling receptor activity
Source: RefSeq, a predicted model, not a curated record